UCUAUACACCGCUUUAUCCUCACUAGGGUCACGGGAGUGCUGGAGCCUAUCCCAGCUGACUUGGGCGAAGGCAGGGGACACCCUGGAGAGGUCGCCAGUCUGUCACAGGGCUACAUAUACAGACAAACAAUCACACUCACAUUCACACCUACGGACAAUUUAGAGUAACUUCAGCAUAUUUUUGGACUGUGGAAGGAAGCCGGAGUCCCCGGAGGAAACCCACAGGGAGAACAUGCAAACUCCAUGCAGAAAGAUCCCAGGCCUACCCCAGGAUUCGAACUGGGGAUCUUCUUGCUGCAAGGCGAGAGUGCUAACCACUAAUUCACUGUGCAGCGGGCCGCGGGCAGGAAUCGAACCCUCUGCGUCCGAGACCAGCCCCUGUACAUGAGUCGCCUGCUUAACCUGAUGAGCCAUACGGGCAUGAAAAAUGCUAUAAGAAUAAAGUCUCAUGGAUUGAGUGAUUGGUGUUCUAAUGAGUGUUUUGACGGGAAUAUAAUGCGGACAAUGUGUAGGACAAACUAAUGUCCUCACUGAGUUUUCUUUGACAUAGAUUCAGGAGCUGCUACCGUGCUGACCCACUGCUGGGCCCUGUAACGACCCCGAGCCGCAGCUUUGGCUUCCCCUGGCCUGCCUGUCGUUAUCUCUGCUCUGUGCCUUUACCCGCUCCUGGAGGAAACAGAUCUCCCAGACUGUGUUACACAGUCAGACAGACAGGCGGACAGACAGGCCGAGAAACAGACGAGAGACACCCCCGCAUAGUUUCCGUCAGCCGGGUGACGUCUCCGUCUCUCCGCCCGUGUGCAGUGUGACGUUACGGGUCUGUAGUGCAGCCUCUAGCUGCAUCUUGUUGACGGUCCGCCAGGCUUUUCCAGUACUGGGGAGACCUCGGGCGAGUGAGGACGACCGACACACAGCUUCCAGGCAAUGGAUCAGAACAUUGAAAACUUCAGUAACCAUCAUGCAUGUGUUUAACUACCAGAAGAUUUGUGUCAUUUGAAAAGACUUAAGGAGGAAAAAAGACUCAGAGGAAUACAAGAACUUGGUCAGCAGACAGAAACAGUAAAAACCUUGUGCUUAAGUAUGGCCAGCACCCAGACCAGUUUGAAGACCCCUUUCAAAGACUUGACCUCAUUCAAGGGCAACAUGAAGCGGCUGUUCAGAGAGCGACUGGAAGAUGCACCCAUCAAGAAGCGAGUGAUAGCGGAGAUCAACCUGAAGCGUCGCAGCUUGGAUUCCCUCCCCAAAACUCCCAAGGUAAAGAGAGAGCAGCCUGAGGAUUUCCACCAUGAAUCUGACAUGGAUGUGGAGGGCCGGGCUGAACUUCACAUGGUGGGCUCUGCUAAAGCCCUGGACCUGAGCCCUGGGCUCAAACAUACACUAGCCCAAUUCACCCUCAGCAGCCAGAGCUCCCUUGGGGGCCCGGCUGCCUUCUCAGCCCGCACAGGCCACGAGCAUUCUCCUGCUGGCAUGCCCCCCCUGCCCUCCCCUCCUGUUUUGGGAGGGGGCCCUCUGCUGGUUCCCUGUGACAGCUCCACUGAACUCACCCACUCUCUGCUGGAAGGAGAGUCCAUCUCCUGCUUUGUUGUUGGGGGUGAGAAGCGGCUCUGCCUGCCCCAGGUGCUCAACUCUGUGCUCCGUGACUUUUCACUACAGCAGAUCAACACUGUGUGUGAUGAGCUCUACGUCUACUGUUCACGUUGUGAUGCUGAGCAGCUGCACAUCCUCAAGGUGCUGGGCAUUCUGCCGUUCAAUGCACCUUCCUGUGGCCUCAUUACACUGACGGAUGCACAACGGCUGUGCAACUCUCUGCUGCGUCCUGGGGCAGCCUUGCCAGCCGACCCCAUUGGUAAGCUGUCGGCCCAGGGCCUGCUGAAGGAGAGUGAAGCCGCAUUCCAGGUGGAGCACCAGUGUUUGGGAAAGUGCCAUGGUCUCUUUGUGCCCCAGUUCUACACCCAGCCUGAGGCGCCCUGCAUCCAGUGUGUUGAAUGCCAGUUGCUCUUUUCACCACAGAAGUUUGUCAUGCAUUCACACAAGUCACCUGAUAAGCGGACCUGCCACUGGGGCUUUGACUCAGCCAAGUGGCCCUGCUACCUGCAGCUUGCCAGGAAGUAUCAGGGGACCCCCGAGGAGCCCAAGCUCAAGCAGCUGCUGGACGAGGUCAAAGAGAAGUUCCACUACCAGCUUAAGAGAUCGCUAGACAAAGCAGUAGAGGAGGAGGAGAGCCAAGUGAGGAAAUCCUCGGUAGAUCUCUGCUCCACUAGCGACAAGUUGGCUGAUGCCGACCCUGCAAGAAAGGGUAAAACAUCUCCACCUACUCUGGUGUUUAACCGUCUUUUCUCAGACAUCAAGGAGGAGCCAGGACACCCCACCCUGGUCCAUCCCAGUUACUACUUGUACACGUAUGACAAGAUGGUGGCUCCCAACGUAUCACUGCGGAGGGAGGCAGAGAUGAGCCCUGAGGUGCUUGGAGCGUUUCUCAAACACCACUACAGUCACAGAGUGCUGGGCCACGAUGAGCCACCACUGGAUCUUCAUGCGUCGCCUCCUGUCGCUGCUGGCGCCACCGAGGAGGCCAAAUCCCAACGUGCCACUGCUCCCUCGGCCACCGAACGGGAAUGCCAAACCCAGGCAGUUUCCAUGGAGACAAGCAGUCCUGGCUCCAAGAAAGCAACCCACAUCCCCGCCCACACCCCACCUCCUCCUCCUCCUCCUCCUCCCGCGUCGUUGUUGUCAUCGGUAACAGAGGUAGCAGCUAAGGACAUGAGCUCUGCCACGUGCAGCACUACAGUGGUGUUGGGGGGGCUGGAGGACGAUAAGGACAGGAUUGUUGUGGAGAUCAUGCAGAUGUACAGCAGGCAGCAGGAGAAGCUCAACUCUACCCUGCACAAGCAGCUGCAGCUGGAAAUGGAGCUGGAGGCAUUGCGUGGGGGCGAAGCGGCAAGGCUACGGGAGCUGAGCGCCGAGCAGCGGGAGCUGCGCAGCGAGCUGGAGGCGGUGCACAGUGAGCAGGCACGGCAGCUCAGCCAGGCCCGCCAGGAGCAGCUGGAGCUGGAAACUCGUCUGGAGCAGCUCCGACAGCAGGCCUGCGCCUGCGAGCCAGGGACACAACGCCAACAAGAGGCCCACUACACUGCACAGUUGUCGGAGCUACGUCAGAGACUGGAGCGGGCAGAGGCUGACCGGCAGGAGCUGCAGGAGGAGUUGCGCAGGGAGCGGGAGGCGCGAGAGAAGCUAGAGCGCACCAUCAUCCAGCUCAAACAGCAGAUGGCCCAGUCUGGCAUGAUGGGAGGCACCCCCUCUCCUCCUCCUACCCCGUUCCCCAACGCCCACUCCCCACCUUGUUCUUCCUCUAUCUCAGAGGCCCCCGCGACUGGCCAAAAGUAACCACCACCCCUCCAGGCGUUUCCCCCUCCCUCCCUCAUUCCUCUCCCCAUUACCCACCAACUCUGCUGGCACAAAUGAAUCAGCCUGAAGCAGCAAGGAGCACCACAUCUCUUCAGGCUGUUUUUAAGUUUCACAUCUCCCACCACGCCCACGCCCCUUUUUAUUUCGGUGUAGGACUGACAUUUGUUUUUGUAAUUUAACAUUUCUUAAAAACUUUUAUGCUAUCACAUUUAUUUUUGCUUCCCUCUCCUCUUCAAACAGUAUUUAAUUUUUUGGGGGCAUGUAUGUUUGAUUUAAUUUAUAAUUUUUACUGAACAAACAGCUGCUUCACAGACAGGAGGUUGGUCAACCAACUUAGCCCAUCACUAUUUUUCUCCCUUGGUAUUUCCCACCCUCCUCUCCCAUCUCUUCCUGCUCUCUGGUUUCUGGAGCAAAUGACUUGGAGAUUGCAGACUUCAGCCCAGACUCCUGUCUCAGCUCCCCACAGACAUUACUUCAUGCUACUACUUGGCACAGCAGCCGGCGACCCUGGUCACGUAAUGCGGCCUGGUUGCAGGCCUCCUUCGUCUUUCUGUACGUAAUGCCCAACCGCUCGAGUACCAGCGACUGCAGGAAACUGCAUGUACAUUUUAAAACAGUUUCUUUGCUUCUUUUAAAACACAGCAACAAAAGGAUAACAUGUUAAAAUGUCAAGUCUGUAUGGAGGAGAAAGAUCUUUAUUGUAUAAAACACAUUUUGCAGAUGUCAUAAAACCUCAUGAAAAAUAUGCCUGUAGUGACACUGAACUUGAAGUGAGUGACCCCAACAAGGUAGCUAGCUAGGAUGUUGUCUGGCCUGUACCACAGCUGCUCCUAACACAGACUGGUUUCCUCUUUGCUCUGCUGGGCAGCACCUGAAGUCCCCUAUUGUAGACCAAACAGUGUGUUGGUUGUACCACCUGCUGCCCAGUGUCUCCUCUAACCCGAAUAAGACCUCACACCUUCCAUGGCUGUACGCUGGCGCCAUUGCCCUCUGCUAGGAAACUCCUUAACACUGUGGUUUUCUCUCGAUUUGGGCUAGACAGGAAACACUGUGCUCUUUUCAGACUUGAAGAAGCUCACAAGCAGUGUUAUGCACUUAUUGCGGUCUCCUCCCCCAGAGUCCCUUGGGAAAGGAAUGUGUCUGGACAUUGAGGCCGGUUGAGAUGGUCUAGCCUUUCUAAGAAAUAAGAAAGACGGGGUCUCACAUGUGCAGUAGCUGCACUGUGUUGACAUAAUAUGACAUCCUAACAUGCCAGCACACACUCGAGUGUGUCAGUGUGGUGCUGGCAUUCAGAAAGAACAAUGGCACCAGCGUUCCCCGCAGAUGAUCAAAGCUACAGGCUGUCCCUGUUUUUCUGGGCUUUUUUUGUAUCAUUUGACUUCAUUGUUAGCAGACGGUUUUAUCCCCUCCAUGUUUGUCAGAGUGUCAUCGAAGAAUGUGGGUCGCAGGUGAAAGUAGUUAGUCCAGGGUGGUUUGCUUCCCGUUAUUCUGCCUGGCUGAACAAACAGCACCGGGCGGACAGGGAGAGGAAGAGAGGGGAGGAUUGAGGGGGUGCGCUCGGUGCGCUGGUGCACUCUCCCCCACGGCAGGCUGGGUGGCCUGGACGCCGGGGGUACCAAGGGAGCCCUUUUUGUUUUGUGCGUCAGAAUGGGGGCAGCUGUUGUUGUCUGGGGCCCUCUGCCCACCCUCGGGUGAGACUGUACAGAAUCCCUCAGCUCUCAACAACCUCCCUUCCUUCUCCUCUCCCAUAGUCACUCGCUAACACAUGCCCGUCCAUCCAUCCCCAUUUCCCCAUCAGCUGGGGGUGUGCAGUGUUUUGUAGAUGCCCGGGAGAGCGAGCAGACGUCCACCCGCAGGAAGACAGGACUUUUAUUGUGUUAGUUGAAAGGCAAAGUGCUUUUUAUUGCCACUAAGAAGAUCCCUGUAAGUGUGUGUGUGUGUGUGUGUGUGUGUGUGUGUGUGUGUGUGUGUGUGUGUGUGUGUGUGUGUGUGUGUGUGUGUGUGUGUGUGUGUGUGUGCGUGCGCAUGCCUGUGUGUGUGUGUGUGUGUGUGUGUGUGUGUGUGUGUGUGUGUGUGUGUGUGUGUGUGUGUGUGUGUGUGUGUGUGUGUGUGUGUGUGUGUGAAUAAUUGUGUGGGGAUCGGUCUCGGCUAAACUCUUAACUUUUUUUAUGCAUCUGCUAAAAAUGCAAAUUGAUAGACAUUCCACUGUGCUCCAUCCUGUUCAAUGCAGAUUUUCUUACACAGCUUCCCUUUACAGUAACAGACCUAAAGACCGGACAGAGUACAGUUUUGGUUUGUUGAUAGUCAUAAAUGCAGGUGCAGGUGCAAGCCAGUGAAAUCAAACCCAUGCCGCAAAUAUACACUCUACUGUUCCAUUUAAACCUUUAUUCAAAUUUUGAAAGAAAAUAUUUAACGUAUUAACUAAAGAUUUAUAUUCACUUUGUAAAUACAGUAGUCAUUAAUAUAUUAACUGUUCUUAUAUAAAUAAUCUUUAAAAGGUUAUCUAAUUUGGACCAGAACUAAAUGUUUUUGCUUUCUUUUAUAAAAAAAAAAUAAUCUUUGCAGAUAUCAGAACUUGGUGUUUGUUGAAUGGAUGUGGGGGAGUGAAACGCAUGGUUUACUGAGACAUGAUGCAGGACAGAGGCAACAUAGGAAAAUAAUACUUUGUUACACACUUCUCCCCUUUUCUGAACUGAUGCGAUUGUUUUUGUGGAUUUCAUCUUGGCAGACUGUUUAAUGUGUAAUGUAAGCUUUUUUUCCCUCUUUGUUAUACCCCUCUCCCUUAAGCUAAAUUGAAAAUUUGUUUAAGACAAUGCAUUUUGGGAAAAAAGAGAAAACGAACUAAAAAUGAUUUUAUUUUUUUUUUUGCAUGUUUUGCUGCCCCUUACAUUUUGUGUCACUGGGCCACGCUAUCAGUCUGUUUAUUGUAAGAGAAAAAAAGAAAAAGUUUUCCUCACAUACUGCACACACUACUGAGAUGGCUCAUCUGCAUGAAUAUUGAACAUGUGCAAGUUUUUUAUUCAUUAAUGGUUCACGGGUUGAUUAAAUAUUAUGUCAGAGUAAGAUUAUGAAGAAUAGAAAUUGUAGCCUACUUGAUUUGGAAUUGUGUGUACAUGCGUGUGUGUGUGUGUGUGUGUGUGUGUGUGUGUGUGUGUGUGUGUGUGUGUGUGUGUGUGUGUGUGUGUGUGUGUGUGUGUGUGUGUGUGUGUGUGUGUGUGUGUGUGUGUGUGUGUGUGUGUGUGUGUGUGUUGGCCUCCCAUGUCUGAAGCACAGCAGCUUUGAAAAGGGAAACCGAAAACUUGUCCAUUUAGCUCUGGAUCUGAUUUUCUGAUUUAAGUUCAUAUAUUAUCCUUGUCAGUUAUCACACAGAUAAUCAGUGUUAGUUUUUAUUCACUUAAUUUACCACUUUGACAGAAUAGAAAACUAAAAAUGUCCUUUUAAUUCAACACAUGAACAGGAAAUCUGUGCUUUUACUAUCCGAAUAGUUAGCAUUUUAUACACAAGGGGGCACUGUUUAGCUUCAUUAAUUAUACAUCAUAAUGAAGAAAGGACUCAAAUGAUCGGAGAGAAAAAUCUCUUGUAACACAGCGUGCUGGGCCUUUUUUGGAAUUUGCAGUGUUAUGAGAACUUGAAUAUGAAUUGUACAGAAUUUUUACAGGUGUGAAUUUUGCCCAACUGACUAAAACAAGGUGAGAAGAGCUGUUUGAAUGCAGAAUUACAUGAGAACAUUUGCCUCCUGGCUACGUGACGAAAACUGGUGAACAAGUCAGAGGUGACCUUUGAAGUGUUACAGGUGGCUCUGCUUUGUAGUUGGGUGUGUAAUUUCUUAGCCAGUAAUUAUUCUUAGAAGUAGAAAUGCAAUGGGGACAGAUCACACUGACCACUGGCUACGAAGAGUACCUUUUUUCCAUUUACACACAUCCUGUUAUAGAUGGGGGAAAAAAACAGUGGCUUUGGUAAAAAGAACCUUUUCCCCUCUGAUGCUGUUCUGAAACAUUAAACGCAGUGUCUGUGUAUGACCAUUGCAUACUAUGUUGCCAAUACUACAGUGUGAUGAGACUUUUGUUCUUGCAUGAAUUGAGACACUGUUCUCCUACCUCAUGUUGUGAUAUAAAAGAUGUUUUUAAGCAGAAGACACUGCAUCUCUGUUUAUCAUCGAUAUUUACUAGUAAAUGACAUACCUGUAAAUGCUUUUAGCUAAUACCUCAGUUGUAUCUAGUGUUUGUUUUUUUUCUGUUUUUGCCCUUCCCUGACUUCAGAUCUUGUAAAUAAACCUUGUAUAGACAAUGAACUUGGAUCAAAUUCAAGUAAAGUUCUGUAGUGUCAAAACCA
This is a messenger RNA of Acanthochromis polyacanthus (spiny chromis), 7737 nucleotides long. It is a transcript of the gene skila, whose product is annotated as SKI-like proto-oncogene a. Bases 1081 to 3384 code for a protein of 767 amino acids. Gene Ontology annotation, molecular function: RNA polymerase II cis-regulatory region sequence-specific DNA binding; SMAD binding; DNA-binding transcription factor activity, RNA polymerase II-specific. Gene Ontology annotation, cellular component: nucleus. The record is from RefSeq and is a predicted model, not a curated record. Gene Ontology annotation, biological process: negative regulation of BMP signaling pathway. The transcript is spliced from 8 exons. Lineage: Eukaryota; Metazoa; Chordata; Actinopteri; Pomacentridae.